AUGCGAGACCGCCCUGAUAUAUGGUGUACCUCUCCAUCGACGUCUGGGGUUUCUUCACAUCUUACACACGACUAUAAUGAACAUACAGCAGCAGAAAUCAAUGGGAGAUUAAUCGCCAAUGAAAUUAAAGCUACAUUAGCGACUGAAGUUUCUAAUAUGAAGAAUUCAAUCAAUAAGGUACCUGGAUUAGGCGUAAUAUUGGUGGGAAAAAGAAAAGAUUCACUCACAUUUGUACGCAUCAAGAAAAAAGCUUGCGAACAAGUUGGAAUUGCCUCAGUAGUAACAGAGCUUCCUGAAGACUGUACAGAAAGCGAAGUUCUUGAUGCUGUUUCAAUGUUAAAUCACAACGAAUCAGUCCAUGGCAUUCUCGUCCAGCUUCCAUUACCCAAUCAUUUGUGUGAGGAGAAGAUUAUAAAUGCAGUGAAAGUUGAAAAAGAUGUGGAUGGUUUUCAUCCUGUGAACAUGGGAAACCUUGCAAUGAGAGGAAGGGAGCCUUUGUUUAUUCCUUGUGCCUCUUUGGGGUGUAUUGAGGUGCUUAAUCGAUGCAGUGUAGAAAUUUUAGGUAAGAAAGCAGUGGUAAUUGGAAGAAGCAUGAUUACUGGAUUACCCACUUCCUUGCUAUUACAGAGACAUCAUGCUACAGUAAGCGUUGUGCAUUCAUUCACAAAGAAUCCAGAGGAAAUAACAUGUGAAGCUGAUAUUUUGGUUUCAGAUGUUGGAGUUCCAAAUUUGGUUCGAAGUCAUUGGUUGAAGCCUGGGGUUGUGGUAAUUGAUAUGGGGUCAACGUUGGUCAAGGAGAAAAAGAAUAGUUGUGGAGAUGUUUGCUAUGAAGAAGCAAUGCAUAAAGCGUCGGCAAUUACUCCUGUCCCUGGUGGUGUUGGACCUGUUACCAUCUCCAUGUUACUUUCCAAUACACUUGAAGCUGCUAAGCGUGCAUAUCAAUGGACUCAAAAAUCAUAAUACAAUUAACAAUACUGAUUUUAAUAAUAUAAAUUUGUUUGGCAAAAAGGUAUUUCAAGAUCUUCAUCACAAAAAACUUUGAAAAAAAAUUUAUUGGAACAAAUAAGAUUUUUGUAAAAAAAAAAAUAAUAAUAAUAACAGUUUCAUGGUACAAAGAACAAUUUUUCGUAUGCGUAGUGAUUAGUGAAGUUUGCAAUACUGAUUUCUUGUUAUUUCGUGGUACGAUAUUUUUAUUUAACUUUUUUUUUUCGAAACGAAGUUUUAUAUAUUUUGCAUUCCUAUUUUCAUACUGGGCACUUCAAAUUAGUAGUUACAAUUAAUUUAGGGUUUUUCUGAAAAAAAUAUUAAUAACUUUGGGUAUGUUUAACUUUUACUUUUCAUUAUUAAAAAAAUAU
Molecule: messenger RNA, 1355 nt
Organism: Lactuca virosa
Lineage: Eukaryota; Viridiplantae; Streptophyta; Magnoliopsida; Asterales; Asteraceae
Source: the annotation of a GenBank genome assembly